Molecule: messenger RNA, 4508 nt
Organism: Amphibalanus amphitrite
Lineage: Eukaryota; Metazoa; Arthropoda; Thecostraca; Balanomorpha; Balanidae
Exons: 7
Coding region: 1-1755 (584 amino acids)
Source: RefSeq, a predicted model, not a curated record
AUGGGGGCGCCUCGGAUCCAGCAGAGAGUGACGCACCCGCCCAGCGGAGAGCCAGAGGACAGGUCACCGUCCUCGCGGGCGGAGGACGCUGAGCGGGAGGAGCGUUCCCCGGAGCUGACCCAGCUGCGUACCGAGCUCGGGCAGAGCAGGGCACAUGUGGCUGAGCUGCAGAGCUCUCUGAGCGAGACUGCGCGCCAGGCCGCCGAGAGACAGGACCAGAUGGAGGCCCGGGUGGCCCAGCUGACGCGGCAGCUGGCGAAGCUGCAGCUCAGUCGGCAGCUGACGGCUCUGGGCGCGGCGGACGGCGGCGGCGGCCGCUCCAGGCGAGCCUCUGCCCUGGGGGCGGCGCUGGACCACCUCACGGCCACAGAGGAGGAGGAGCUGGCCCAGGGUGGGAUGGUGACCUCCACUCCGCGCCGGGUCCAGUCGGAGGCGAGGCUGACCCGGCACCAGGCAGUGAGCGCAGGGGGACAGUCGGACACCCCGGCGCCGGCCCCGCGCCGCUGCCAGUCCGAGGAGGUGAAGGUGCACAGACCGAGCGACGGUCGGCGGCGCGGCGGCGGCGGCCCGCGCAGGGCACACUGCUCGCGGCGGGUGCUCCCCGAGGCGGCUGAGUCGGGGGUGUUCCCGGACUGGCGUCUGGGAGAGACGUCGGACGUCGAGCCGCCGCCCACCGACCGGUCCGAGCCCACCUCCUGCUCUGAGCCGCCGCCGCCGCGCUCAGAGCCGCCGCGGGCGCAGACGCGUCGCCUGCAGGCGCUGGAGCUGGCGCACGCCGAGGCCACGCUGCGCCUGUCUCAGGAGCAGGAGCGCUCAGCUCGACUGGAGCAGCAGACUCAGGAGCUGCGGGCGCGGUGCCGGGAGGCGCGGCGGCCGCCUCCUACCCCGCGGUCUCCAGGCCUGGAGUCGGCGCUGCUGUCCCAGCUGCGGCGCCUGCAGGAGACGGUCGGCCAGGAGCAGGAGCGGCGCGGCCUGCUGGAGCUGGAGCUGGAGCGGCUGAGCGCCGGCAGUGACGCGGCCAGCGCGCGCGUCAGUCGCCAGCUGGAGCGGCUGCUGUCGGAGCUGCGCCACCGCCCGCCGGCCAGCCAGACUGAGCUGCGGCGACUGAUCGAAACGGAGUUCGAGGACGAGUUCGAGGGCGAGGCGCGGCGCCGGGAGCAUCUGGCCGAGGACCUGGCCGACACCCGGCGGCUGCUGACGGAGCAGAUGGUGCGACUCGGCGCCGCCGUCUCCGCUCGCGAUAAGAGGGAGGAGACGUUCGUUCAGCAGUGUGAGCAGAUUCAGCUGCUGUCGGCGCCUUCCACACGGCGCUCCAUUGCGUCCCCGGUCAAUGAGCGCCCGGUGGGGCCCGGCGGCCACCGGUCGGCAGUGCGAGCCGCCGACCUGUCAGUGGAGUCACAGCGCAUCGUGCCGCUGCUGCCGGAGCUGCGGGAACCGGCGCCGCUGCCCGACUUCAAGGCGCUGGCGAGCAGUGUGGUGGCGGUGCGGCCGGCCCCCUGUGCCACCAGCACCCCCGGGGAGUCCGUACGCCAGCCGUCAGCCGAGCUGUCCCGUCGGAUACGACACGAACUGGACCAGAGCAUCCGCCGCCACCUGACCGACGACCAAGAGUGGCACCGUGGCGGCAGCAGGGGCGGAUCGGUGAGCUCGGUGACACCCCGCUCAACCAGCACGGUUCACGCCAAUGACGAGGACGCAGUCAACCGAUCCAGGAAGGACUACCUGGCCACGGUGGUCAAUCUCUACAGCCUCUGAACAGCUGCGAGAAAAACCGACAGCUGUGGUCAAUCUCUACAGCCUCUGAACAGCUGCGAGAAAAACCGACAGCGUUGGUCAAUCUCUACAGCCUCUGAACAGCUGCGAGAAAACCCGACAGCUGUGGUCAAUCUCUACAGCCUCUGAACAGCUGCGAGAAAACCCGACAGCUGUGGUCAAUCUCUACAGCCUCUGAACAGUCGCGAGAAAACCCGACAGCUGUGGUCAAUCUCUACAGCCUCUGAACAAUGGCGAGAAAACCCGACAGCUGUGGUCAAUCUCUACAGCCUCUGAACAAUGGCGAGAAAACCCGACAGCUGUGGUCAAUCUCUACAGCCUCUGAACAGUCGCGAGAAAACCCGACAGCUGUGGUCAAUCUCUACAGCCUCUGAACAGCUGCGAGAAAAACCGACAGCGUUGGUCAAUCUCUACAGCCUCUGAACAGCUGCGAGAAAACCCGACAGCUGUGGUCAAUCUCUACAGCCUCUGAACAGCUGCGAGAAAACCCGACAGCUGUGGUCAAUCUCUACAGCCUCUGAACAGUCGCGAGAAAACCCGACAGCUGUGGUCAAUCUCUACAGCCUCUGAACAAUGGCGAGAAAACCCGACAGCUGUGGUCAAUCUCUACAGCCUCUGAACAAUGGCGAGAAAACCCGACAGCUGUGGUCAAUCUCUACAGCCUCUGAACAAUGGCGAGAAAACCCGACAGCUGUGGUCAAUCUCUACAGCCUCUGAACAGCUGCGAGAAAACCCGACAGCUGUGGUCAAUCUCUACAGCCUCUGAACAAUGGCGAGAAAACCCGACAGCUGUGGUCAAUCUCUACAGCCUCUGAACAAUGGCGAGAAAACCCGACAGCUGUGGUCAAUCUCUACAGCCUCUGAACAGCUGCGAGAAAACCCGACAGCUGUGGUCAAUCUCUACAGCCUCUGAACAGCUGCGAGAAAACCCGACAGCUGUGGUCAAUCUCUACAGCCUCUGAACAAUGGCGAGAAAACCGACAGCUGUGGUCAAUCUCUACAGCCUCUGAACAGCUGCGAGAAAAUCCGACAGCUGUGGUCAAUCUCUACAGCCUCUGAACAGCUGCGAGAAAACCCGACAGCUGUGGUCAAUCUCUACAGCCUCUGAACAGCUGCGAGAAAACCCGACAGCUGUGGUCAAUCUCUACAGCCUCUGAACAGCCUCGAGAAAACCCGACAGCGUUGGCCAAUCUCUACAGCCUCUGAACAGCUGCGAGAAAACCCGACAGCUGUGGUCAAUCUCUACAGCCUCUGAACAGCUGCGAGAAAACCCGACAGCUGUGGUCAAUCUCUACAGCCUCUGAACAGCUGCGAGAAAAACCGACAGCUGUGGUCAAUCUCUACAGCCUCUGAACAGCUGCGAGAAAACCCGACAGCUGUGGUCAAUCUCUACAGCCUCUGAACAGCUGCGAGAAAAACCGACAGCUGUGGUCAAUCUCUACAGUGUACAAUCUGUAAACUGUACAACAUUUACAGUCUACAUACUAAUAUUCUGUAGAUGUUGACAGUAGAACACUACCGAGCAAGAUAAAUACGUGGAGAACAUCUGCAUUAUAUCUGGGGUCUACUGCCUCCAAUAGUUCGAAGAAGGUUACUCGACGAUGACUGGUCAACAGCUACACUCCGCUGCAGCGUACGGCAGUUCUGGGUUAAAGUGGCUGCACAGUACCCAACUUCAAAGACCCUUACGAAGACUAGGUACCAGACCUUCGUGGGAAGACUGCACCCACUACAAUCAUUGUCUACAGUUAGUAGGCAGUGCAACAAGGACUGACUGGUCAGUAGUCACCUUGAUGGUCAUCUGCUGGUAUCCUGUCGUGACCUUUCGGAGUGUGACAUCAGCUACGAAUGAGCUUGCGAUGGCCAAGCCCAUAUUCAUAGUUUGGUUGGAGUUCUGUUAAACCUUUGCCCCGUGUAUUCUCCGAGGGCAGGCCUAGUCAGUUCUAUGUAAUGCGCUUGCGUAUUCUAGUCAUUAUAUGUCUAUUGCCUUAUCAUGUGCCACUUUUCAAACUGGUAUCUGUUUAUGUUGGGUUCUAAGGGAGGCGCAUUUUGCGGUUCGCAUCUCCGUCAGUGUCUGUGGUCACUAAUGCGGUUGGUGACCACGGAAGUCCUACCGAGCUGGGGCCUCAGAUCCUUCAGUAUUUUGAUUUGUGAAUCACUCCUCUGCGCUGUGACUAAGAGCUUGUCAUAACUAGUCACUGCUACCGCUAUCAGGUCACUGUGUAAGCGGUAGUGACAGCGAGUCUUGUCUUGGGGUCGGAAAGGGAAGAGUAGUAACUUAGUAAGUGUGAACCCACCACCCAGUACACCUCCUCGGCGUUAUGACCGCCUACUGGGUCAGCACUGCGUGAUAUUUCCACACCCCACGUGUGUGGUGUAACGUGAUCUCGCUGUGUGCCGCGGGCCUGGACUGGGGUGAAGCGUGCGGGUAUCGUUAUCUGGGACCAAACAGCGUACCUGAGCGGUCCAACUGCCGGCUGGCUACACCGAGCGAUGAGGGGUGCGCAGAUGGCAGCGGCCGACUUGUCAGCACUGUGUGUCGCACUGUGGGUUUCCAAUGUUUGUGCUCUUGUGCUGUCCACGGCACUUGGGCUGGGUUGCACCGGUCGGUAUUGUGUUACAUUUUGUGUUACUCGUAAACGAAGUGCAUUUCGCUCUAGUCAAUUCCGUCCAGAACUAUUUUCAAAACGCACAUGAAUAUUUAUGUGAAUAAUACAUAUAUUUGCAUAUAAAAA